This is a messenger RNA of Manis pentadactyla (Chinese pangolin), 1795 nucleotides long. It is a transcript of the gene JKAMP, whose product is annotated as JNK1/MAPK8 associated membrane protein. Gene Ontology annotation, molecular function: ubiquitin protein ligase binding. Gene Ontology annotation, cellular component: membrane. The coding region runs from base 168 to 1124 and encodes 318 amino acids. The record is from RefSeq and is a predicted model, not a curated record. The transcript is spliced from 7 exons. Lineage: Eukaryota; Metazoa; Chordata; Mammalia; Pholidota; Manidae. Gene Ontology annotation, biological process: response to unfolded protein.
UCGCAGAGGUUCCGGGAAGCGUAUUGCCGGUGCUGUGGGCCCUUGACUCGGCCCGGCGGGCAGCUCCCGGGAGCGGCCGGUGCUCGCCCCUUGCCGCCACCCGCUCUGGGGUUGGGUCCCGGAGUCCUGCAGCGGUCGGGGUGGUCUCGGCUCCUCGCUGGCCGCAGAUGGAAGACAGGUUGCAGACGGGAGCUGUCGAUAUUCAACCAGCAUGCCUUGGACUUUAUUGUGGGAAGACUCUACUAUUUAAAAAUGACUCAGCUGAAAUCUAUGGAGAAUGUGGGGUGUGUCCUAGAGGACAGAGAACAAAUGCACAGAAAUACUGUCAACCUUGUACAGAGUCUCCAGAACUUUAUGAUUGGCUCUAUCUUGGAUUCAUGGCUAUGCUUCCUCUUGUUUUACAUUGGUUCUUCAUUGAGUGGUACUCAGGGAAAAAGAGUUCCAGUGCCCUGUUCCAGCACAUCACUGCAUUGUUUGAGUGCAGUGUGGCAGCUGUUAUCACCUUACUUGUGAGUGACCCAGUUGGCGUUCUUUAUAUCCGUUCAUGUCGAGUAUUGAUGCUUUCUGAUUGGUACACAAUGCUUUACAACCCAAGUCCAGAUUACAUUACCACAGUGCACUGUACGCAUGAAGCUGUCUACCCACUAUACACCAUCGUAUUUAUCUAUUAUGCGUUCUGCUUGGUGUUGAUGAUGCUGCUUCGCCCUCUUCUGGUGAAGAAGAUCGCCUGUGGGUUAGGGAAGUCUGAUCGAUUUAAAAGCAUUUAUGCUGCGCUUUACUUCUUCCCAAUUUUAACUGUACUUCAGGCAGUGGGUGGAGGCCUUUUAUAUUAUGCCUUCCCAUAUAUUAUAUUAGUAUUAUCUCUGGUUACUCUGGCUGUGUACAUGUCAGCUUCUGAAAUAGAGAACUGCUAUGAUCUUCUGGCCAGAAAGAAAAGACUUAUUGUUCUUUUCAGCCACUGGUUACUUCAUGCCUAUGGAAUAAUCUCCAUUUCCAGAGUAGAUAAACUUGAGCAAGAUUUACCCCUUUUGGCUUUGGUACCCACACCAGCCCUUUUUUACUUGUUCACUGCAAAAUUUACUGAACCUUCACGGAUACUUUCAGAAGGAGCCAAUGGACACUGAAAGUGAAAUGCUAAAAACCUAAGACGUGUUCUUAAAAAGUAAAGGAAAAAAAAAUGUAUUAAUUGGGUUCUGUCAUACUUGGAAAUAAGAUUGUCAGUAUAUCUCUAUGUUUUUAGUUGUUUCUUUUUUCUUUUUUGACUUAGCAGACUUUAUGGUUAGAGUUGGCAAAUACAAAAUACCAUUAUACUCUGCUACAUAGUAUAAUACACUACACGCUUUGAGCACACUAUUAUACUACAAGCAUAUUCGGAAGCCCUCACCUCUGACAGCAGUUUAGUUAUUCUUUAGAACAAAAUCAUGUUUCUGUGUACCUAGCAAUAUGCUGUUCCCAUUUUUAUUAAGAAAGACUUUACCAGGCAUAAUCUGAAAUCCUUGCAUUGGCAUAAUUCUUUGUGCGUUCCUGUUGUGUUUCAAUUUGUUUUUAGAUUAUAAUGAAUUACAAAGACAAACAUGAGUGUGGGGUCUUACAGCAAAUGUGGAAAUAAAGUAUGUUGGUUUUCUUAUCUAUUUAUUUUAACCAAUACAGUAUUUUGAUCUAUUUUUAAAAAUAGGCAUAAUUUAGGUAACAGGUUUUCUGUUUGUAGGUAAUUUGUUUGGUCAAAGCCAUCUUUGGAUUAUUAUUCCUGUAAAGAAAAACAAUAAUAAAGUGCUUCACUACAAGAAAUCUCAAA